Molecule: messenger RNA, 1732 nt
Organism: Drosophila rhopaloa
Lineage: Eukaryota; Metazoa; Arthropoda; Insecta; Diptera; Drosophilidae
Product: putative phosphatidate phosphatase
Exons: 2
Coding region: 432-1475 (347 amino acids)
Biological process (GO): phospholipid metabolic process; phospholipid dephosphorylation; signal transduction
Molecular function (GO): phosphatidate phosphatase activity
Source: RefSeq, a predicted model, not a curated record
CGCGAGGCGGCGCUUAAAAGUUUACGCGUCGGAUUAAACAACAAACAAACGUUAAGCAAAUACCAAACAGUAUAAAAGUGUUCUCUGGAGUCUAAUCUAGUAGAACCGCAACAACACUUUUUUCCCCGAAGUCGGCUAACCACUAUACAAAAGGCCAUAAACAAAUUGCUCUGACGCAGAGAAUUCCAAAAUUAUCUGAGAGCGGAGAGAGUUGGGGAUCCAAAAACAAUGUCAGUGGCGUCCCGCCUAUCAAAUGAGCGUUAAAUUAAAAGAACGUUACCCAAGCGACGCCGGCUCAGUCAGACACUGACAACGAACCCGAAGCAACGAACGGGCGCGACGGGUAAAAUCCAAACGAAACGAAAAGCUAAUUACCAGCAAGCAUAAAGGCCACUUGGAAUAUUAACUAAUUAAAGCGACCCAGCCACGAAAUGCGCGACGCCCCCGAAGAUCAGUCCAUAACCGUUUCCAUCCCGGGCUCCGCCUCCGCCUGUGCCGUCCCCGACUCCACUGAUGCGGAGUGCCGCAGGGCGGCUGACCGCCGGAUGACCCAGCGCCUGCUCAUGGAGCUCCUGGUGGUGGUGGUCCUGCUGAUCCCCAUCUGCGUGUACGAGUUCGCGGUGGAUCCAGUGCGGCGCGGCUUCUUCUGCGACGACGAGAGCAUCAGCUACCCGUUCCACGACAACACCGUAACGCCGGUGAUGCUGGGCCUGAUCGUGGGCCUGCUGCCGAUCCUGGUCUUCGUGGUAGUGGAGUACGUGGCCCACCUGAGAGCCGGAGACAUCUCCGCCACUGUGGACCUGCUGGGCUUGCGAGUGUCCACCUGGUUCGAGGAGCUGGCCCGCCAGACCUCCUUCUUCUGCUUCGGUCUGCUGCUCACCUUCGACGCCACCGAGGUGGGCAAGUACACCAUCGGCCGCCUGAGGCCCCACUUCCUGGCCGUGUGCCAGCCGCAGCUGACGGAUGGAACACUGUGCUCCGAUGCGGCCAACCUGCACCGCUACGUGGAGAACUACGAGUGCGCCGGCGAGGGCUUCUCUAUGGAGGACGUUCGCCAAGCACGCCUCAGCUUCCCCAGCGGCCACUCCAGCUUGGUCUUCUACGCAAUGGUCUACGUGGCGCUCUACCUGCAGCGAAAGCUCUCCUGGCGAGGAUCGAAGCUGAGCCGCCACUUUGUCCAGUUCGCGCUGGUGAUGGUGGCCUGGUACACGGCCCUCAGCCGCGUGAUGGACCACUGGCACCACUGGUCCGACGUGCUCUCCGGAUCGCUCCUGGGCGUGGCAGGCGCGCUGAUCACCGCCCGCUUCAUAGCGAGGAUGUUCGACGAGGGGGUGCACGGGAUCGGCAUCGUGACCGGAGGUCUGCGGAGGGAGAACACCGCGGCCACGCUGCAGGAGGAGGUGUGUCCCAGCACACCACCCCCCUACUCGGCGAACGGCAGCUUCAACGAGGAUCAGUACUGCACGAAGGUCUAGAAGGUGCCAGACGCUCUUGGAGCCAUGUAAAUUCGAAACAUUCCAAAGGUAGCAAUAAAGUAAAGAAGAACAAUCAGCCCGAGUUGAACCAGUAGUAUCUACACCUCGUUAUAGAGCAUUAGGAUUAGAAAUCACCCAUUUGAAUAGUUCAUUUAAGUCUGUAUCUGCAUUCCCAUCUUACAUGUAAGUCAUCGUAUUAUUAUUUGUGUAUUUUAAUUGGUACCAGUGAAAUAAACCAGUAAACGGAAUAUAGAUCA